Messenger RNA from Sinocyclocheilus grahami, 2008 nucleotides. It is a transcript of the gene wdr21, whose product is annotated as WD repeat domain 21. The transcript is spliced from 14 exons. Gene Ontology annotation, cellular component: Cul4-RING E3 ubiquitin ligase complex. Lineage: Eukaryota; Metazoa; Chordata; Actinopteri; Cypriniformes; Cyprinidae. Bases 116 to 1615 code for a protein of 499 amino acids. Gene Ontology annotation, molecular function: protein binding. The record is from RefSeq and is a predicted model, not a curated record.
CAGUAAGGAGGCGGGAAUUCCCUGGUGUUCUCAAAUCGUAUUUCCAAACAGGAAGAAGUCAGCACGAGUGCAUCUUUAUCGGGCAUUAAUCUGACAUGACCCCUGGGAAGUAGAAAUGAAGCGGGGGAACUGGCGAUCGAGUGGCAGGGACCGUCAUCGACAGCACAGUCAGUCACAGUGGCGGAGCAGACACCGUUCAGCCCACGAUGAGCACGAAUAUAGAUCUGAAAGCGCAGCAGGUGAUGCAGGUUCAUCCACAGCAUCCUCAUCUGCACCAGAGCUGCCAGGUUUCUACUUUGACCCAGAGAAGAACCGCUACUUUCGUUUGUUGCCUGGACACAACAACUGUAACCCUCUGACAAAAGAAGGGCUCCAGAAAAAGGAAGAGGAGAGAAAGAGAUCUGCGCUGCUGGCAGAGGAUGAUGGUUCUAGGAAGAAAGCUCCCAGGACUGGGCUGAAUUCUGCAUUGCUGUUACAGAAGAGACAUCUGGGUCUGCUGCCCCCAAGCUCCUAUUCUAGGCUGGUCCAUGAAGUGAAAGUAAGCGGGAUGCAGCGUCACAGGCUGGGGGUGCAGAGCUCCAACUCCACCAGCCCAAACACCGAUAACUUCCAUCUCAUUGUUGCCGAUUCAGCUUGUGAACGAGUCUUCACCGUAAACGAUGUGUCGCACGGAGGCUGCAAGUAUGGCAUAAUGAAUUUCCAUGGCUGCAGAAAGGGCUCUCUGUCGGUGGAGAUGUGCGAUAACCUUUAUUUUACUAACCGCAAGGUGAACUCUGUAUGCUGGGCCUCUGUGACACAUACAGACUCGCAUGUUCUGUUGUGUUUGGUGGGUAUUUCUCAGACCCCAGGCUGUGUAAGCUUAUUACCUGCUUCUCUUUUCAGCAACUUCAAUCCAGAUCAACCAGGGAUGCUGUGCAGUUUUAAGAUCUCCACAGCUUGGUCAUGUGCAUGGUGCCUCAACCCACAGGCUGAUAAAACCUUCAGCACUGGCCUUUCACGACGAGUGAUUGUGACGGAUGCUGUGACCGGACGUAGAGCGACAUACCUUGCAGGCAGUGAUGUUCUAGCUCAACAGUUUGCCGUGAGGGCUCCCGUGCUGUUCAACGGCUGUCGAUCAGGAGAGAUCUUCAGCAUUGACCUGCGUCAGCGUGACAGGGGUCGCAGUCACGGUUGGAAGACCAGCCGCUUCUUCCAGGAGUCAGCCAUCACCUCCAUCCAACUGCUACAGGAUGAGAACUACCUCCUCGCCGCUGACAUGCUGGGCAAGAUAAAGCUGUGGGACAUCCGCGUUAAGCGGUCCGUCAAACAGUAUGAAGGACACCACAAUGAAUAUGCCUACCUACCCAUUCAUGUCAAUGAGCCAGAAGGAUUGCUGCUUGCUGUGGGUCAGGACUGCUACACCCGGCUCUGGAGCCUCCACGACAGCCGUCUCCUCAGGACCAUCCCCUCACCUCACCCUGCAGGGAAAGACUCCAUCCCAAAUGUGGUGUUUUCCUCCCAGCUGGGUGGGAGUAGAGGACUUCCUGGACUCCUGAUGGCUGUUCGUCAUGAUCUGUACUACUACUCUUACAACAAAGACUAUCAGGAUGGACUAACACUGGAGGGUCAGUGCUAACAGUUAACAUCUAAAAACCAAAAUCAGGCUGCUGUGUGAAAAAUACAUCUGUUGGCAUUGUUACUGUGUCCUACUGACCGCAAUGUUGCCAUUUUACCAUUUGCCUUUAGUUUUUUUUUUUUUUUUUUAAUAUAUUCUGGAUUAGACUAUGAUGGAUUCAGAAUACUACUUGUCCGUUAUAUCAUCAAUAGAUGGAUUUUUGUAAAAGAUUUUUAGAUACAUCUAAAUUAUAGUCACUUGAAACAUACCUCCUAAAAGUGCAAUUUCAUGUUUUGUUUUGUUUUUCUUUUGGGGAAACAUUUUGCUGGAACUUUUUGUAAAAAAAAAAAAAAAAAAAAAAGGGGGAAACCAUUCUUCAAUGUUCAAAAUAAAUCCAAACUUUGUUUAUCUGUA